AUGGUGCGAAUAAACGUUCUCGCCGAUUGCCUGAAGGCUAUUGUGAAUGCUGAGAAACGCGGCCGCCGCCAGAUUCUUAUCCGCCCUUCCUCAAAGGUCAUUAUCAAGUUUCUAACUUGCAUGCAAAAGAAUGGUUACAUCGGCACAUUUGAGAUUAUUGAUGAUCAUAGGUCUGGCAAAAUAGUUAUUGAAUUACUAGGAAGAAUAAACAAAUGCGGGGUAAUAUCUCCGAGAUAUGACGUGAAAUUGGAUGAUAUCGAACAAUGGUGUUCGAAUAUUUUACCAUCUAGACAAUUUGGCCACCUAGUACUUACUACCACUUAUGGAAUCAUAGAUCAUGAAGAAGCAAGGAGGAAGCAUACUGGUGGGAAAAUAUUAGGGUUUUUUUUCUAA
Molecule: messenger RNA, 393 nt
Organism: Babesia microti strain RI
Lineage: Eukaryota; Apicomplexa; Aconoidasida; Piroplasmida; Babesiidae
Product: small subunit ribosomal protein S15Ae
Exons: 1
Coding region: 1-393 (130 amino acids)
Biological process (GO): translation
Cellular component (GO): ribosome; cytosolic small ribosomal subunit
Molecular function (GO): structural constituent of ribosome
Source: RefSeq, a predicted model, not a curated record